Molecule: messenger RNA, 1970 nt
Organism: Harpegnathos saltator (Jerdon's jumping ant)
Lineage: Eukaryota; Metazoa; Arthropoda; Insecta; Hymenoptera; Formicidae
Exons: 5
Coding region: 389-1630 (413 amino acids)
Biological process (GO): detection of chemical stimulus involved in sensory perception of smell; sensory perception of smell
Cellular component (GO): plasma membrane
Molecular function (GO): olfactory receptor activity; odorant binding
Source: RefSeq, a predicted model, not a curated record
CCAUAGUUUACUUUCAAGAGAUAUUCCGCUUCUGACUAGACAUAAUGUAAAGACCACGCAAUCCCCUGCCUGCACGUAAUUUCUUCUCUUUUUGCGAUUUUCUAAAGCACUAUGCGAUCCGAAUAUAUCCUUGCUUCGUUUAUCUCAUAUUUGACGACGCGAUAGCUAUUAUAAGACAACCUGUAGAGAACAACUCCUGUGGCUUCGCAUACACUUCCCUUAGACAAUUACGCAAACUUCUUCGACGGUCACUACUCGCGAGCUGUUUCCCGUUGACUACUCUUUUCUUCGCGAAAAAUCUGGGAAACAGCGCAAGCGCAUGUCGCGGCGAAGAUAGCGCGAGCCUUCGCGACUAUCAGUGCACAUCGAUCAUCCGUACCGCGACACAAUGGAGAGUCCACCCCGUUAUCCUGACAAUAGGUCCGGGCCUUACAAUCAACAUUACAAGGAUGACCUGCAUGUUAGCGUGCAGCUGAAUAUGUGGACCCUGAAACCGAUCGGCACGUGGCCCAAACCCGUGAAUUAUUCCUGGCUCGAGAUGCUGUGGUGCAGACUGCUGAACUUGAGCUGUUACUUAUUACUGGCCUUCAUCUUGAUUCCCUGCAGCAUGUACAUCGUCCUGGAAAUCAAGGACUUUUACAAUCAACUAAAACUCGGCAGCGCGCUCAGCUUUUUCAUGAUGGCAGUAAUAAAGUAUUGUGCCUUGAUUUUACGCGAAAACGAUAUUCGCAGGUGCAUCGAGUUCAUCGAAGGCGACUGGAAGAACGUGAGAUGCGCGGAGGACCGGAAAAUCAUGCUGGAGAAUGCAAAUUUUGGUCGCCGGCUGGUAGUCAUCUGCGGCUUCUUUAUGUACGGCAGUGUCUUGUUCUAUUAUGUGGCCUUGCCGCUCACUCGCGCAAAAAUCGUCGACGAGGACAGCAAUAUGACUUACCGGCGACUGGUGUACCCCGUGCCCAAGAUGAUUGCCGACACCCGUCGGAGUCCCAUUAAUGAGAUUGUCUACAUCAUCCAACUACUGUCUGGUUUUGUCACUCAUAACAUCGCGGUGGCGGCUUGCGGUCUGGCAGCCCUCCUCGCGAUGCAUGCUUGCGGCCAACUGCAGGUGCUCAUGUCCUGGAUGAACCAUCUGGUCGACGGUCGAGAGGGUGUCAAUGACACCUUGGACGAGAGGCUGGCGAAUAUCAUUCAACUGCAUGUACGCAUUUUGAACUUCAUAUCGUUAACCGAGGAGUUAUUGCAUGAAAUAUCUCUAGUGGAGGUUGUGGGAUGUACGUUGAACAUAUGUUUCGUUGGAUAUUAUUGUAUGAUGGAAUGGGAUUUUAAGCAACCUGUUAGUGGCCUUACAUAUUUAAUCUUGGUUAUCUCGAUCACAUUCAACAUAUUCAUAUUUUGUUACAUAGGUGAACUUUUAGCCGAACAGACGACGAAAGUACGCGAGAACUCGUACAUGAUUGAUUGGUAUCGACUACCGGCAAAAGAGAGUCUCGCUAUCAUCUUAAUUAUUUGUAUGUCCAACGCGACCACCAGGCUCACAGCUGGAAAUAUAGUCGAAUUGUCUAUUAGUAGUUUCGGAGACGUUAUUAAAUCAGCUGUAGCCUAUUUGAAUAUGCUAAGAACGUUUGCUACUUGAAGAAAUAUUAUUUAACCAGUAGUACUCGACAAAUAAUACUAAUCUUUCACAAACCAGCAGUAAUAUAAUGAGAAAUUCUGAGCAUGUCUAGUCAUCGAAUGUUGAUGAUUACGUUCCGAAUUAAACAGAUGAAGUAUGCGAUAAUUUUGCACUGUUUAAUUUGUGACUUGAAAUUAUUCCCGAAUAGAAUUUGUUACUUUGUAGCGCCACCGGAUCGUUUAUUAAAUGAGACACCUGUGCAAGAUUUUCCAUUUUUAUCAUUCUUAUUUUCAUUUGUAUUAUCCUUACAAACUUGUACAUUAACAAAUGAUCAAAUACAAAGCAACAUAAGAGAAGUUAA